AAUACAAAGCUCAAUGCCGUCAACGCGGAUCACAUGAGUGUAGCAAAACAGUCACUUGAUCUUGUGACCUGUUCUGCAUUGGUUCUUUCAUUGGAAGAUUUGUUACAAAUUUAUUGAGAAUGUCAACGAAGGACCGUAUUCCAAUCUUCCCAUCUCGAGGAGCCCAAAUGCAGAUGAAGGCUCGUUUGGCUGGAGCUCACAAAGGUCAUGGAUUGUUGAAGAAAAAAGCUGAUGCGCUCCAGAUGAGAUUCCGUAUGAUUCUUAGUAAAAUAAUAGAGACUAAAACAUUGAUGGGUGAAGUGAUGAAAGAGGCAGCUUUUUCACUUGCUGAGGCCAAAUUUCUCUCGGGAGAUUUCAACCAGGUAGUUCUACAAAAUGUCACGAAAGCUCAAAUCAAGAUACGAACCAAGAAAGACAAUGUAGCUGGUGUGACACUGCCGGUCUUCGAAUCGUAUCAAGACGGUAGCGAUACCUAUGAACUAACAGGACUGGCCAAAGGUGGUCAACAAAUGCAAAAAUUAAAGAAAAAUUAUCAAAGUGCGGUCAAAUUACUGGUUGAACUUGCUUCAUUACAAACAUCAUUUGUAACAUUAGAUGAAGUCAUCAAGAUUACAAACAGAAGAGUGAACGCUAUUGAGCAUGUAAUAAUUCCUCGUAUCGAUCGUACUUUGGCUUACAUUAUUUCUGAAUUAGAUGAAUUGGAGAGAGAAGAAUUCUAUCGCUUGAAAAAAAUUCAGGAUAAAAAACGAAUUGCUAAGAAAAAGGAGGAAGAGCGCAGAGCAGCAUUGUUGGAGAAAGGCAUCGACGUUCGAGAUCAAGCGAAUCUUCUCGAUGAAGGCGACGAUGACAUUCUAUUCUAGAUUAGCUUCCAUGUAUAAAUGUUUCAUAUUACUUGCAGCGAAUUAUAUAAUUCCGAGAAAAUAACAAGUUUGUAAUGGUUUGAGUAGUGAGCAAUUAUUGUUCAAAUGAUUAAAUAAUACUAAAUAAAUGGCGAUAUAUAUGUAGUACAAUAUA
Messenger RNA from Toxorhynchites rutilus septentrionalis, 1014 nucleotides. Its product is annotated as V-type proton ATPase subunit D 1. The transcript has 5 exons. The record is from RefSeq and is a predicted model, not a curated record. Gene Ontology annotation, molecular function: proton-transporting ATPase activity, rotational mechanism. Bases 120 to 860 code for a protein of 246 amino acids. Gene Ontology annotation, cellular component: proton-transporting V-type ATPase complex. NCBI's taxonomy places the organism in Eukaryota, Metazoa, Arthropoda, Insecta, Diptera, Culicidae.